Messenger RNA from Annulohypoxylon maeteangense, 1350 nucleotides. RefSeq names its product translation factor. The transcript is spliced from 2 exons. The record is from RefSeq and is a predicted model, not a curated record. Lineage: Eukaryota; Fungi; Ascomycota; Sordariomycetes; Xylariales; Hypoxylaceae. The coding region runs from base 1 to 1350 and encodes 449 amino acids. Gene Ontology annotation, biological process: regulation of translational fidelity. Gene Ontology annotation, cellular component: cytoplasm. Gene Ontology annotation, molecular function: tRNA binding; nucleotidyltransferase activity; double-stranded RNA binding.
AUGCACACCCGUGUCCUUAAGAUACCAGAAAGGGAUUUGGGAAAAUUUAAGGAAAAUGAGGGCUAUGAAAAAUUAAAAUCAUGGGAAGUCUCUCAAACCCAAUCAUCCAGUCUGGAAAUUCUUCAUGAGGCUGCGGAAUAUCUUAGGACCAAGGAUACGCCCGUUGCGUUCCCAACUGAAACCGUCUAUGGACUUGGAGCUGAUGCAACGCGAAGUUGUGCGGUUAGGGGUAUAUAUACUGCGAAGAGAAGACCAGCAGAUAACCCCCUAAUUAUUCACAUCUCGGAUCUGGACAUGCUUCGAAAUGUUCUAGUUCCUGUGAAUACAACUAAUGGUACAACCAACGGAACAGCGAAUGGCACAAUAAAGGGUACAACAGAUACCGUUCAUGACAGAAUACCCGAGAUAUACAAACCUCUCAUAGAAAGAUUCUGGCCAGGACCCCUGACGAUAUUACUUCCCAAUCCAACUCCAUCCAAAUUAGCCCCUGAAGUAACGGCUGGGCUCAAGACCUUUGGUGUUCGAAUGCCAAAGUCACCUCUUGCUCUCUCACUUAUCAAAUUAACAGGCGCACCCCUGGCAGCACCAUCAGCGAACGCCUCGACGAAGCCUUCGCCAACUACUGCUGAACAUGUACUCGAGGAUCUAGAUGGUCGCAUUGAACUAAUACUCGAUGGCGGUUCCUGCCAUGUCGGAGUUGAGAGCACAGUAGUAGACGGUUUAUGCGAUCCCCCUUUAAUCCUAAGACCGGGCGGAGUAAGCAUAGAUGAGUUACGCAGCUGUGCUGGAUGGGAGAAAAUCGAAAAGGGGUAUAAAGACCAGAGCGAGCUAGGCAAGGCUGCGCCAAGAGCCCCAGGAAUGAAAUACAAACAUUACAGUCCUAAGGCAAAGGUGGUUCUGUACGAGGCGACUUUCGCUGCAGCUAAGGACGGUGUUCAGGCCGAGGAUUUCGAAGCGUUCGUACAGGAUCGACAAUCACAACAAGACUUACGUGUCGGCAUAAUACGAACUCGAUAUUGGAAGCCUGCUGCCGGACUGCGUUGCGGCGACUUUGAAAAGCGGGAGACGGUGAAGACGGAGACUACUCAAGAGAGUCAAGACACAUCUGAGCUUGAUGUUCAAGAAACAGCACUUUAUGAUACCACGAGUGGAGCUUCUAUCGGAAAGCUCAUGGAUAUAAGCAUUGGGGCGGACACUAGAAGCAUAGCGCAAGGACUCUUUUCGGCGCUACGGGAACUGGAUAGACGGGGUGCGGAUAUCAUAUUUGUAGAGGGUACAGUAGACGACGAAGAUAUCGGCGCGGCGGUCAUGAACCGGCUGCGCAAGGCAGCUACUCGGAUUAGGUCGUAG